AGUGGAAAUAGAGGUAAUGGAUAUAGGGAGAGUGGCAAUAGAGGUAAUGGAUAUAGGGAGAGUGGCAAAAGAGGUAAUGAGAGUGGCAAUAGAGGCAGUGGGUAUAGGGAGAGUGGCAAUAGAGGCAGUGGGUAUAGGGAGAGUGGCAAUAGAGGCAGUGGGUAUAGGGAGAGUGGCAAUAGAGGCAGUGGGUAUAGGGAGAGUGGCAAUAGAGGUAAUGGAUAUAGGUAG
This is a messenger RNA of Candidula unifasciata, 231 nucleotides long. The record is from the annotation of a GenBank genome assembly. NCBI's taxonomy places the organism in Eukaryota, Metazoa, Mollusca, Gastropoda, Stylommatophora, Geomitridae.